AUGAAGUUGUUCGAAGAGGUAAUAUAUUAUUUUAUGUUUAUAUCGAAAUUUAGGACGAUUCUGAUGAUUUGCAAGAUGACUUUGAUGGAGACAGUGACGCGGAACAACUGGACGGAGGAGACUCGGAUUCUGAUGUUUCUGAAUCAGUAAUGGAUUUGCAGAUGGUUAAAGAACGGAUUCAAGAGAUUGUGGAGGUUCUCGGAGACUUUAACAACAGAAGAGUAGAAGGCAGAAGUCGAGCUGACUACCUCAAGAUAUUAAAGAUGAACUUGUUGUCAUACUACAGUGACUACAACGACUUUUUGAUGGAAAAGUUUAUGGAAUUGUUCCCGAGUCCUACUGAGGUUAGUUUGAGGAUGAAAUCUGUAAAAUAUUAUGCUUUAAUUUAGUAAUAACUAAUAUCAAAAACAUUAAACUUCUCUAAAGUAUGCUUAAUUUUAGAAGCAGAUGUAUGUUUUUAAGCCAUAACCUAUUCAAAAAUGUAUCAUUUAACAUGAGUUAUACGAAAUAUUAAAUUUUAAUCAAUUUUAUACAGUGAAGUCGAGCAAAGAUGAAGAAGAUAUCAAGGCCAGAUAUGUGACACAAAGAAGGUUGUUGUUGGCUGCCAUUGACAGUGUUGAUGCAAAGUCCAAGACCGGUGGCUACAUUGUGUAUUCGACUUGUUCAGUGUUGGUGGAAGAGAACGAAGCUGUUGUACAAUAUGCUUUGGAGAAGAGAAACGUCAAACUAGUACCAAUGGGACUAGACGUCGGAGUUCAAGGUUUCACAAAGUAAGAUUUUUGUGUCAAACAUUUUAAGUUUAUACACUUUACUCAUGAUUUUUUGUUAGGUAUAAAAAUGUGUUUUUAAUGUAAUUUUUAGAUACCGACAAUACCGUUUCCAUCCUUCAAUGUCGGAGACAAGGAUAUACUAUCCUCACGUUCAUAACAUUGAUGGUUUCUUCGUUUCAAAGCUGAAGAAGUUGUCAAAUGACAUCAAGAAGCCAAACGAACAGAAUGGCGAGGAAGAACACAAGGAACAGAAAACACAGCAACAGAAGAAUGGAAAGAAAAAUAAAAACAAAAAGGACGGAAGAAGGAACUGA
Bursaphelenchus okinawaensis is the source of this 1084-nucleotide messenger RNA. NCBI's taxonomy places the organism in Eukaryota, Metazoa, Nematoda, Chromadorea, Rhabditida, Aphelenchoididae. The record is from the annotation of a GenBank genome assembly.